Messenger RNA from Strongylocentrotus purpuratus (purple sea urchin), 2935 nucleotides. RefSeq lists its product as uncharacterized. Bases 621 to 1535 code for a protein of 304 amino acids. The record is from RefSeq and is a predicted model, not a curated record. Lineage: Eukaryota; Metazoa; Echinodermata; Echinoidea; Camarodonta; Strongylocentrotidae. The transcript has a single exon.
AGUAAUGUAUAUUGAGUAAUGUUGGUGAUGACCGAUUUUUCAGUUAAUUAAGUUUCGUCAUCCAUGUAUACUGUUGGAUAAGAUUCGUCACCCCCUCUUUUUUCAACUCGAGCAUUCAACACAGGCCUCUCUACAUAAAUGCAUGUACUAAUGCUAGCGAAUACUCGCCACAAGGGGGCGCACUCGAAUGGGGAGUCUCCGCACUCCAGUCCCGCAUACCGAACGAUGCCGAAUCUCGUCACCCAAGUCCGCAAUGGUGUAACAAUACUCGGUGCAAUCUGGUUCUAGCUUUCAAGGAGAAAGGUCGCUACUUUUUGUCGCUGCGUUUUGGUACACUUUUUCUGGAAAUUAUCUACCAAAUGUGCUUGGAUUUAUAGUUAUAAGUCAUAGUAAUUGCUUUUUUUCAUUCUGGAUAGUGUUAUUUUGUAUCUUUUAAGGAGAUAAGGUAGGCAUUUAUAUAUAAUUAUACAUUUUUCGUUUUCUGUGUGUGUUUGCGUGUGUGUAUGGGUGUAUGAUCAUACUUCACGCAGUUUAAGCGUAGCAAGCCGUACGGGCUUUAAUGGACGGAAUGGACGACCCCUAUUCUUCCGGGGAGGAAGCUUACGACCGCACAAUAAUCAAUGAGGGUCGGGGUUUUUUCGGGAUGGGGAGGGGAAUCCUUAGAUCAUCGAGACGAUUGGAGAAAAAUCGACAGAAGCUCAAAAAAAAGGCGAAGAGCUGCUAGUAGUAGCCCAACAGUGACACAAAACCCAACUAAAGAAGAAACCAACUACAUGGUAACUGUAAAAGCGACGGAAGAGGGAAAAAAUAUCUGUUCACUUAACCCAGUAAAAAUAGUCGAGGAAAUAAAUAAAACAAUAGGAGAAAUCAAGAAAAUAAAGAAAGUAAAUGCUACCAUUAUAAUUACAUGCACGAACAAAGAACAAAUGACAAAGGCGCUAAAAAUCACUGAAUUGGUGAAACUCCAUGUAACUUGUGUUACAUACCAAACAAAAUCCAAAACAUGCAAGGGUGUCAUUCACAAUGUAGACAUCACUAUACCCGAAGAAGACCUGUUUCACCUUCUCAAAGACCAACAAGUAUGCUAUGUGAAAAGAUUCCGUAAAAGGACAAACGGAACCCUAGCCCCCACCCCUUCAGUUUUGCUAUCUUUUAAUAACGAAAGCAAACCCACGAAGGUAAACUUUCUUUAUGAGUCCUACACUGUAGACACGUAUAAUCCACCAGUGGUACGCUGCCAUAAAUGCCAGUUAUUUGGUCAUGUACAAAAAUACUGCAAAAAAGAAAUACGAUGCGUAAGAUGUGGAGAAAAACAUGCUUUUGAACAAUGCCAAAAAAAAGAAGAACCUAAAUGUUUCAGAUGCAAUCAAAAUCACUCGGCAGCCUACAAAGGAUGCACGUUUUAUAAAACAGCACAGAGUAUACAAACCAUAAAAAUAAAGAAGCAACUAACAUAUGCCCAGGCCACGCAAGAGUUCAAAAGACAACCGAUCCCCAUACAACCCAGACAAACAAACAACCCGUCACCCAAAUAAAUAGCCAGCCCACACACAAUGCCAAUACCUUAGAUCAACCCCAACAAGUACUAAAGGCUAACAACCCCCAGACCAAUUUCCCCCAACCCAUCUUUAAGCCAACUCCUACUCAAUCUAAAAUUCCAAUACCUGCAAAGAAAGCGCAACAACCCCAGCCCGACAAAACAGAAAAUCAGCAAUUCCAAUUGAACCCUACUGACUUUCUGUCCUUCAUUGUAUUUAUAAUAAAUAACUUAGACAAAGAGACUUCCCACUCAAACAGAAUACGCCUUGUAGUUGACGCAGCCAAGCACUGCCUCAACAUUCACGAUAUAGGGGCAGAGAGUCUCCAUCAACGCUUCAAUUAACAACAAUCAAGAAGUAGACAAUAGUAGAUCCCCAAAACCUCUUAGUAUAGUUCAAUGGAACGCACAGUCCAUGAAUGCCCACGGACCAGACUUUUACAACUCAUUUUUUAUAAAGAACCAAUUUACCAUGAAGCCAGAUAUUAUAUGCGUACAGGAAACCUUUUUUCACGAUUACAACGUAUUUAAUAUACCAAAUUACACACAUGUCAUAAAUAACAGGGGUUUCGAAAAAAGAGGGGGACUCGCUAUCUAUAUCCAUAACAGUUUUACUUUUAUAAAUUUUGGAACACCCAUCGAUGAAGAAUACCAAAAAAUAGAUAUAGUUAUAAAUAAUCAGAUUUUCACCCUGAUUAAUUACUACAAUCCAUGCAAAAAAAUCAAUCUAGUAAAUUUAAACAAGUUACUAGAAAAUUGCCAACAAAAUAUGAUAAUAGUAGGCGAUUUCAAUAGCCAUAGUUAUAUAUGGGGCAGUUCCAAAAAUGAUAUAAUGGGAAAGAAAUUAUAAAAUUCAUAGAUCAUAACAACUUAGUACUUUUAAAUGAUGGAACACCAACUAGAAUUGAUCCACAUACAGGAAAUCAUUCGAAUCUAGAUUUAUCCCUUGCAUCAACAACUUUAGCAUCCAAAAUAGAGUGGCAAGUUUUACCUGUUUUAUUCGGCAGUGACCAUUAUGUAAUACAAAUAAAUAUUUAUAUCAAUACAAAUCAAACAAAUAACACAAAAUGUCACAACUCAGAUACAACGUGGUCUUCCAAAAAUGUAAACUGGGAUAUGUAUAAGAAAUAUAUAUCAUCUGAUAUUCAUCCAAUUAAUGUAAACAAUAGCACUAUUCAGGAACAAUAUAAUAUAUUAACAGGCAGUAUUAGAAACGCGGCAGACAAAACCAUGUCCAAAUCACAUAAGAAAAAAACACAUUUUAACCCAAUACCGUGGUGGUCGGAAGAAUGUGAUCGAGCCACAAAAGAAAGAAAUAGAGCAAAAAACAGACUUAACAGAAAUCUUACCCUACAUGAUUUAAUAGAUUUCAAAAAGAAAAAAGCCCUUGCUCAAAAA